GAAAAUUAAACCCCAAGAAAAAAAGGGAAAGAAAGUGGAGCUUUUCUCUUCUAUUGAUCUUGUGGUGAGGUAGUGAUUAAAUAUGGAAGCAAUGAACGGAUGUUCAUCUUCUACAACAUCAUCUGACUCGUCUUCUUCGGACUCUAAUAUGUCUGCAAAGGCCUCAAACAGAGCCGAGAAGAUUAAAGGUCCCUGGAGUGCCGAGGAGGACAGAAUUUUGACUCGGCUUGUUGAAAGAUACGGGCCUAGGAACUGGUCUUUGAUAAGUCGAUAUAUUAAGGGUCGAUCAGGGAAAUCUUGCAGGCUUAGGUGGUGUAACCAGCUGAGCCCCAAUGUGGAGCACCGUCCGUUUUCUCAAACUGAGGAUGAGACCAUCUUGGCUGCUCACGCUAGGUAUGGUAACAUGUGGGCAACCAUUGCUAGGUUGCUUCCGGGAAGGACUGAUAAUGCUGUGAAGAAUCAUUGGAACUCAACUUUGAAGAGGAGGGCAAGAGGAGGACAACAUCACCAUCAUCAUCAACUACAACAACAUCAGCAACGGAUCUCACCGAGUACUCAUCAGCCAACGGAUGGUGGUGAUCAUAGUGCAUUGGGAUCUAUGGGGAUAGAGAUAGAUGAGGAAGCGUUGACGGCGUUGACCCUAGCGCCUCCUGGUAGUAGUGUUAGUACUAGAAGCUCAAUGGCGGCGGCCGAGAGGAGAGAGGAGAGAGUACCGACAGAGUUUUGGGAUGCAAUGAGAGAUGGGAUAGCAAGAGAGGUUAGAGAGUAUAUGAGCUCCACGUUAUCAGCUGAGACAUCAGGGUUUCAUUAGGACCAAAACAAAG
Messenger RNA from Hibiscus syriacus, 824 nucleotides. RefSeq names its product transcription factor MYB44-like. Lineage: Eukaryota; Viridiplantae; Streptophyta; Magnoliopsida; Malvales; Malvaceae. The coding region runs from base 83 to 811 and encodes 242 amino acids. Gene Ontology annotation, biological process: regulation of DNA-templated transcription. Gene Ontology annotation, cellular component: nucleus. The record is from RefSeq and is a predicted model, not a curated record. The transcript has a single exon. Gene Ontology annotation, molecular function: DNA-binding transcription factor activity, RNA polymerase II-specific; RNA polymerase II cis-regulatory region sequence-specific DNA binding.